Vitis riparia (riverbank grape) is the source of this 966-nucleotide messenger RNA. Its product is annotated as 50S ribosomal protein L34, chloroplastic. Bases 1 to 570 code for a protein of 189 amino acids. NCBI's taxonomy places the organism in Eukaryota, Viridiplantae, Streptophyta, Magnoliopsida, Vitales, Vitaceae. Gene Ontology annotation, molecular function: structural constituent of ribosome. Gene Ontology annotation, cellular component: mitochondrial large ribosomal subunit; ribosome. The record is from RefSeq and is a predicted model, not a curated record. The transcript has 2 exons. Gene Ontology annotation, biological process: translation.
AUGAAAGGAGUGGAUUGGUGUUUUGAGGAGGAUAACAGAGGUAGGAUAGGGGGUAGAGAGAAGAAGAAUCAAGUGAUAAUGGGUUCCAUUUCGGUAUCAUGGGUCUGUUCAAGUAGAGCAGUUCCAUCAGCAUCUCUGAGCUUACUCGCAGGCUCCAAAAGAAGAAGCCUUGCAUCCCUGAAUAUGAGGAACAACCCAACUUCCUGCCCUGCUUCACUGCUCCUUCACUCCCACUGUUUCUCUCUCUUUUCCUUCCUCUUUUUCUGCCAUCUGUGGGAAGGGCUUGCUCUCAAAUUCAACUCACAAAUUGCAGGUUUAUCUUUGGGGUUGGACUUGAACUCUAGCGUUGGGGUAAGAAAAGAGAGAGGCCAUGGCCUGGUGGUGAGAGCUGGGAAGGCUGCUCUUUGUCAAACUAAGAGAAAUAGAUCUCGAAAAUCUCUGGCCCGGACGCAUGGCUUCCGCAGGCGAAUGAGAACCACCAGUGGAAGAGCAGUAUUGAAGCGUCGACGUGCCAAGGGAAGGAAGGUCCUCUGCACAAAAUCCAACCCCAGCAGUGGAAAACGUGCCUAACCAGUCACCUUUUUGGACAAAUUUCUGUAGGUAAAUGUGGCAAUUCAAUGAUGUAACUUCUACUGGUUGGUUCAUGAGUAGUUUGAUCAAGUUUCAGGCUUAUGCCUAACAAACAGUGCCCCGUCUAUUGUUUCAUUUGAGAAAUAUUUUUUUUGCUGCAUCAUUCUCUGUCUUGGUUAUCUUCUACUAUUCUAUUUCUAUGUGAUUGUUGCUGGUAGUUUUAUUUUCUUUCUUUUUUUUCCCCUUAUUUUAGGGGUAAGCUUUAUUGCUUCUAGUUUCACUUAGGGUUUCCCACUGGACCAGGUGAAGAAGUUGCUAGCUCUAGUGAGCCUUUUUUUUCUUGUAAGUGGCUUACAAACUAAUAGUUUGGUUAUUUAUCAAUGGAUACUUGAUAUG